Molecule: messenger RNA, 387 nt
Organism: Amaranthus tricolor (Joseph's coat)
Lineage: Eukaryota; Viridiplantae; Streptophyta; Magnoliopsida; Caryophyllales; Amaranthaceae
Exons: 2
Coding region: 1-387 (128 amino acids)
Source: RefSeq, a predicted model, not a curated record
AUGCCGCUAUCUUUAUGGAAGAGGAUCAAUGCUGAGAUCAAGCCAACAAGGAUGUCUUUGCAGCUAGCCGAUAGAUCAGUAAGGAUUCCAGUCGGUGUUGUUAAAGAUUUGCCAGUUCAAAAAGGGAAGUUCUAUGUCCCUUUUGAUUUUGUAAUCAUGGAUAUUAUUGAAGAUCAUGUCAUACCUAUCAUUCUUGGGAGAGAUUUUCUAAAAACUACACGAGUUGUUUUUAAUGUGUUCAAUGAAAGAGUUGAAGAUGGAAGGUUCUCAGAGGUCGCAAGUUUGAGGAAGUUGUUAGAUGAACCAGAUUUCUAUAUGGAACCAGUGAAGGAAACAUUUUUGCAGGCUUCUAUGACGGUUAAAGAGGAGAGAUCCAUGCCUCCUUAG